AUGGAAAAAUUAAAAAUUUUAUUAUGGAAUUGCAGAGGUAGUUCAAGCCCUCUCUCAAAUAAAAAAGCUGAAGAAACGAUCAAGAGAAUAGGUCCCCAAAUCACAUUACUUACAGAAACAAACGGUUCAACAUUCAAUCAUUAUAAAUCAAUGUUCAACUAUGAAAGGAUAGAUCAUGGAAACGGUAAAGGCACUGGUGUAUCAAUAGAGAAUAGAAAUUUAAGCACUGGCUAUCUAACAGUAAAUUUCAAAGAUACAGAAGGUAGAAUAUUAUCAGUUAAGUUCAAUUCGUAUAUCAACAUCAACAUCCUUUUAAUUUAUGCCCCAGCAUCAAUACCUAGAAGAAAUGCAUUCAUUAUAGCAGCAAAGAAUCUCAUUAAAGAUCAAAAAAUCAAACAUGACAUCAUUGCAGGUGACUUUAAUGCAGACCACAACAACAAUUCACACUAUGGUAUUGGUAUCAGAAGUAUAAUUGAAGAAAGCAACCUGAAAGAUAUAGGUGCAAACAACAAUAUCGCAACUUUUUCAAGAUCUAAUAGCAGAUUGGACAGAAUUUAUUGUAAACCAACAAUGGUGGGUUCAAACCCGCUAAGGGUGCAUGAAGAUAUUUACAACAAAUCUGACCACACACCUAUUUCAAUAGAUUUAAAAAUGAAUAACAAUAGCGCAAACGAUAUCAACAUCAACAACAUCAAAAUUGAAAAACUCCCGUGGACAUUAUGCAAAGAAACAUUGGCUGAUCCAACAAUUCAUGAAGAAAUCUCGCAAAUCAUAGAAAACAACAAACAAUACAUCAACACACUAGAUGACUGGAUCCACUUUAAGAAUUAUACAAUCAGGCACCAUCUCAAAAAGCAACAGAACUUGAUAAAAAAGGAAAAAAACAAAAAGAAGAGUAGAUUACAUAGAUUAAUUGAAAGAGAAGAUUUAUACCCUGGUCAAAGAAAGCAACUAGAAGACGAAAUGGAAGAGUUAUUGAAAGAAGAAGAAGCAAAUAAACAAUGGGAAACCAAAUUGAAACUUCACUUAAACCAAGAAACUCCAAGUAGAUAUCUAACAAGUAAACUAAAGAAAAGGAAAAAGGACAGAUCCAUAUUCCAAAUUAAAAACAAAGAUGGAACAAUUGUAUCAGAAAAAGUUGAAAUAGCCAAAUGCUUCUUAGAAUUCUAUCAAGAACAAUACGAUGAAAAACCAGAUAAUGAAAGUAAACACAAGGAACUAUUGGAUAAAUGGAUAGUGGACAAACAAUACAUUUCCAGACUAUCAUUAGAUAGUGCAAUCACACCAAAAGAAGUCAAUAAUGCAAUUAAAAAUUCUAAUCCACACAAAUCUCCAGGACUAGAUGGAAUCAAUGCUGCAUUAUAUAGAAACCACUCUGCAUCACUUUCAACAAUCUUAGCAAAAGUAUUUAAUGAUACAUUAACUAAUCAAAAAGAAAUCAAUCCAAAAUUCAAAGAAGGAUUUAUCACAACACUAUUCAAGAAAGGAGAUGAACUACAAAUAGCUAAUAGAAGACCAAUUACUCUACUCAAUACGGACUACAAACUAUUAAGUAAGAUCAUCAACAACCGUUUACUUGCAGUUACAAAGAAAAUAAUAAACAAAUUUCAAAAUGGGUUUGUUCCAAAUCGUUACAUCCAAGAUAAUAUUCAAAUAAUGAAGGAGGUAAUCGAAAGAGCAAACAAAUCAAGAAACAGUACUACGUUAAUCACAUUCUUCGAUUUCAACAAAGCUUUCGACUCAAUUAGCCACAAAAGUAUCAGAAGAACAUUGAGCCACAUUGGCAUACCAAAAACGAUAGUAGAAUUAAUAAUGAAUCUAUUAAAAGAAACAACGAAUAAGAUCAAGAUAAAUGACUUCCUGGUGGGACACAUUACAGUUAACAGAGGCACAAAACAAGGAGAUCCAUUAUCACCAACAAUAUUUGCACUUGUAAUGGAAGCACUACUAAUUGAUAUACUUAAAGAAAACGAAAUUAAAGGAUUUAAAUGA
Dictyostelium discoideum AX4 is the source of this 1992-nucleotide messenger RNA. RefSeq lists its product as hypothetical. The record is from RefSeq and is a predicted model, not a curated record. The transcript has a single exon. The coding region runs from base 1 to 1992 and encodes 663 amino acids. Lineage: Eukaryota; Evosea; Eumycetozoa; Dictyosteliales; Dictyosteliaceae. Gene Ontology annotation, biological process: RNA-templated DNA biosynthetic process; DNA biosynthetic process. Gene Ontology annotation, molecular function: nucleotidyltransferase activity; catalytic activity; transferase activity.